Molecule: messenger RNA, 554 nt
Organism: Peromyscus californicus insignis
Lineage: Eukaryota; Metazoa; Chordata; Mammalia; Rodentia; Cricetidae
Gene: Rps15a
Product: ribosomal protein S15a
Exons: 5
Coding region: 118-510 (130 amino acids)
Biological process (GO): translation
Cellular component (GO): cytosolic small ribosomal subunit; ribosome
Molecular function (GO): structural constituent of ribosome
Source: RefSeq, a predicted model, not a curated record
CGAGCUGUGAAAGCAGCCCUGCCGUCCAAGGAGUCGUUUGGGCGCCCUGUCACGUAAUGCUUCUGCUUCUGGGAGGCUUUUUGUCGGAAGUGUGUUAAGGGGUUACCUGAAAGCACCAUGGUGCGCAUGAAUGUCCUGGCUGAUGCUCUCAAGAGCAUCAACAAUGCUGAGAAGAGAGGCAAACGCCAGGUCCUCAUCAGGCCCUGCUCCAAAGUCAUCGUUAGGUUCCUAACUGUGAUGAUGAAGCAUGGUUACAUUGGUGAGUUUGAAAUCAUCGACGACCACAGAGCUGGGAAAAUCGUUGUGAACCUCACAGGCAGGUUGAACAAGUGUGGGGUGAUAAGCCCUAGAUUUGAUGUGCAACUCAAAGACCUAGAAAAAUGGCAGAACAAUCUGCUCCCAUCCCGUCAGUUUGGCUUCAUUGUACUGACAACCUCAGCUGGUAUCAUGGACCAUGAAGAAGCAAGACGAAAACACACAGGAGGAAAAAUCCUGGGAUUCUUUUUCUAGAGAUGUAAAACACAUUAAUAAAAAGCCUCCAUGGACUAUGCUCA